This is a messenger RNA of Acanthaster planci (crown-of-thorns starfish), 4087 nucleotides long. It is a transcript of the gene dnaja2, whose product is annotated as DnaJ heat shock protein family (Hsp40) member A2. NCBI's taxonomy places the organism in Eukaryota, Metazoa, Echinodermata, Asteroidea, Valvatida, Acanthasteridae. Gene Ontology annotation, molecular function: ATP binding; Hsp70 protein binding. Gene Ontology annotation, biological process: protein folding; response to heat. The record is from RefSeq and is a predicted model, not a curated record.
AGGAACUUACGCACAUGAUCCGCGCGCCGGCGCAUGAGUCUCCAUCGAGUUUUCCAGCGAUUUCAUUGCCGACAAGAUGGCGUUCAAUUUCAAUAUGCGAGGUCGCGGAUCAUCGAAUGAUACAAGGCUGUACGAAGUUUUAGGAGUGUCUAAAAAUGCGACCGAUACUGACAUAAAAAAGGCCUACCGUAAAUUAGCCAAGGAGUUUCAUCCAGACAAGAAUCCAAAUGCAGGAGAAAAGUUUAAAGAGAUAAGCUUUGCCCAUGAGGUGCUAAGUAACCCGGACAAGCGGGACCUGUAUGACCGAUACGGUAUGGACGGCUUGAAAGAAGGUGGUGGAGAAGGUGGAGGAUUCGACGACAUUUUUUCCCAUUUCUUUGGGGGUGGGAUGUUUGGGGGCGGCUUUGGUGGUGGUAGGAGACCCAGAAAGAUGAAGGGAGAAGACACGGUGCACCGUCUGGGGGUUUCUCUUGAAGAUCUGUAUAAUGGGAAAACCUCAAAGUUGCAAUUAAGUAAGAAUGUCGUCUGUACUGGCUGUAAAGGACUUGGUGGUAAGCCAGGAGCCAUGCAGCAAUGCCAUACCUGUCAUGGUCGCGGCAUCAAGGUCACAAUACGUCAGAUUGGCCCAGGGAUGGUGCAGCAGAUGCAGUCCUCCUGUCCUGAUUGCCGAGGGGAAGGUGAACGAAUCAAUGAAAGGGAUCGGUGCAAGAAGUGUAAUGGAGCCAAAGUCUGUAAAGAGACUAAGAUUCUGGAGGUGCACAUUGAUAAAGGCAUGAGGGAAGGCCAAAAGAUCACAUUCCAUGGUGAAGGUGAUCAGCAGCCGGGGAUCGAGUCGGGCGAUGUCAUCAUCGUUCUGGUGGAGAAGGAGCAUGACACCUUCAAGCGUAUCGGCCACGAUCUAUACUUAGAGCAAGAUGUAACCAUCACCCAGGCACUGUGCGGUUUCCAGAUUACCAUGAAACAUCUAGAUAGUCGUCAGCUGGUCAUUACUAACCCACCGGGCAACAUCAUUCAACCAGGGUGUAAGCGUGUGGUGGAGAAUGAGGGAAUGCCACACCACAGGAAUCCAUUCACCAAGGGAAACCUGAUCAUGAAAUUCAGCGUUGUCUUCCCUGAUAACAACUUUGCUACCCCUGACCAACUAAAGAAAUUGGAGAAGCUUCUGCCGCGCAGACCGAAACAGGACCCACCUGGCGAGGAAGCCGAGGAGGUAGACUUGGUGGAGUAUGACUCCCACCAUACUAACUCACAUAACCACCGAGGCGAGGCAUACCAUGAAGAUGACGACGAUGAUGAAGCUGGAGGAGGCGGUCCAUCAGUACAGUGUGCCCAUCAAUAACAUGAGACAGAAAGACUCAAAAGGGAUGUCUGUUAACCUAGACGAUCAAACCUUCAAAAAAUGUAAUAGAUGUGUGAUUAUUGGUAAGCGGUUAAAUAAAGGGCUUGGGGGAGUGUUGUCAAUCUGUGCUUAAUAGAGAGUUUACAAAUGAUGUCAACCAUGCACACGUGUAGCGGUCGAGUACCUUCAACAUGGCCGCAGCAUGUUAGCCCUUUGAGGACUGGAAACAGUUGUGAGAAGACUCAAGUAAUCUCUCUGUAGGGCAGAUUUUCCAGCAUUUGUUUAACUAUGAACAGAAAAAGGGCUAGGUUCACAAUUAUGACUUUGAAAUACAAAAACCUGGCUCAUUCUUUAAGUCUUUAAUUGAAUACACGAACCGUCGAGGUCAGUGAUUCCACUUUAGACUCAUUUCCAGCCACUCCACCCAUAGUCUGGCAUGUAACAGGCACUAGGAACCAGCCAGUUCAUGCUUCAUGGUGAUUCAUGAGCUCUCCACGCACAGUCUGAAUGUAAAGUCAUCUGAUACAGAAACACUGGCGGCAACUUUGCCCAAGUUGAAAUGUGUUGAACUUACGGAAAUUAGAAGAGUGAACAAUCUUGAUCAGAAAUUCAUGUUUUUAGCAUCUACAAUGUGAACUGUUUGGCUAGGCUAGCCUUUCUUUGCACAUAUUGAUUCCCAGUUGUAAACAGACUCACUAGAAAUGUGAGAGCACUUGUCAGUUCUAGUCAUCAAUAAGCUAUAAAGCAGGCUCCUCUAUUGUGGGUGGAACCUAUAGUCACCGUAAAUUACUCCAAUGUUCAUCAAGUGCAAAGACAAAAGAAUUUUGAACUUGAAAAGGUAAAGCACAUUCUCUUCACUCAUUAUUUAAAAAAGACCCUGUCAUCUUUUAGAAUUUUUUUUAAAUGAUCACACAGCAGGAUUUCCUUUAUGCACAGAGUAUAUGCAGGCUGACAAGAAGGCCUCAGUGGGACCCCUAGUCCAUGUAAGUUGGCCACCAGUCACCAGUCUUACCAUUGUCAUGCCAACUAAAGUAGCAGUCCCUUCCUCCCUGAGAAAAUAAUACUAAAUGAUAAUUUUUAGUAAACAAUGAUGUUACCUAAAAUAGACUACCCACAGGCAUUCAACUUUUCAAGAUACAUGUACACCGAUUUCAACUCUCACUGCACAGAGUUCUUUCCUGCUUGGGAUAUUCUUGCUUCUUGUGCCGUAGACCUGCACCUUUGUGCACAAUUGACUUUUCCUGCCGCAUGCACUUGCACACAAUGAAUGUUUACUGUCACAAAAUACCUCUGUGAAGCACCUUGUAAGGUGCAUUCGUACCAUUUUGCCUACUCAUCCCAGAGCUACUGAACAGAGAGGGUUUGGACAUCUGAGCGAGCAACAAACCUCAUAUGUUAAACUGAGCAUGUUGUAAAACUGGUUUCCAAGCUGUUGCUUCUGAAUCUGCCGUCUUUAGUAGGUCCAUAAAGAAAGCCAGGCUUUCACGCUGUGUGGAGUAACUUGAGCAAUUUGAAUGGAAAAAACAACGCAGAUGUAGAAGCUCACCAUCCUGCUCAUUGUAGGAAUGCCACAUGCAUCACUUCAUGAAAAGCGAGGACUUCCUAGUGUGUUCUUAUGUUUUAAGUCCAGGAAAAUUAGUACUGGGGGAUGUGGUAGCCACGUGACUGUCUUUUCACCAGCUCCUUAAACGGUCAAGCAUUGUGAUUGUCAUUUUGUGUAGUUCCCUUUCAAAAAUGUCCCAAAUGCACACAGCCUGCAUGCAGUGUAUAAAAUUAUGUGAAGUUGGUUACUGAUCAUGACUGCGUUGUAUGCAUAUGCAUUGUACAUACAGUUGAAGCACUGUGUACAUUUUGUAUUGGCACAGCCAGGCAGGUUGAACUAUUUGAACAGAAUAACUUAUUUAAUGUUAUGUAAUGUAAGGAUGCUUUUUUUCAAAAUCCUGCCUUACUGUAAUUUGGAAAAGUGUAUGCAUAUAUGCCGCUUCUUGGAUUUUUCUUUGGUAAUUUUUACAAGUAGAAAAGCCAGAGCCAAAUUUAAAUUGUUGAGUAUUAAUAAUUCAUGUGUGUAGCCAUUAUUAAUCAUUAUCUAUCACUUCUGAUUCUUCUCUAAGCUUGAUUUGGAGCUUUAACGAAAGCCAAAUAGUAUUGACAGCCAGUAUUGGUGAAGUUCAUUUUUCAACAGUUCACCACCUGGUAUUUUAUCGUGUCAAAAUUAAAGGGUAAAAUGGGGUUGCAAUAUGCGAUACACGUUCCCUGGGGUGAUGGAUGUAUGGAUGGAUGGAUGCUUGCCUCAUGCUUGUUCUCAUUGAGUGAUGAGAGCUGUCUGCUCUCUGUACUCAACUGCAGCCUCCCUAGUAACAAGGAAUGAGGUUGAGAGGACAAUUAAAUAUCACUGGUACUUCGUGCCUGGUACCCAUGCAAAAGUACUGAUACAUGUCCAUGAAAUUAUUCAUGUGUAGUGCAUACUCUGUACUAUAUGCAUGCUUUUAAGUGGGCUCAUACACGUACCAUGUGUCACCCAGAUGGAUAAAAGGUGGUAAAAAACCUGUCUUGGUUAUGCUGGAGUCAGUAAUCUCCUGCAUGAAGAAACAUGACAGUGAGCCAAAAGGGUAUCCCUCUAAGUGGUAAUUGAAUAAGGUUGUGGUGUCUCUUUUAUUUGUUCAUAAUUGUUUGGGGUGAAAUUUGUCAGUUUUUAUGUAAUGUGAAUAUUAAAUGGUAGGUUUGAAUUAAAACAAUGCUAAUUCAAAA